Messenger RNA from Anisakis simplex (herring worm), 549 nucleotides. NCBI's taxonomy places the organism in Eukaryota, Metazoa, Nematoda, Chromadorea, Rhabditida, Anisakidae. The record is from the annotation of a GenBank genome assembly.
AUGACUUUUGGUUUCGGAGGUGCUCAUGAAGCUAUAUCAGAUCAGAUUGCAUUCAUUUCAAUCGAUCAUUCGACAAAUGGACAGUCUGAACUGAAUCCUAUAGCUGAUCGAUGUUCAUUGAUUGUAGUGCUGAUCGAAGCAGUCGCCUUCACGACACUAAUAUUUCAACUGAGUCGAAAAGAUAAACGCAAGGCGACAGGAUGUCGAAAAUAUACAUUUCUUAAAGCGAAGGACUUAAGAUUGAGCACAUUGAUACCGUUGCCUGGAUGCGAUUCAUCACAAAUUGCUUAUGUUUUGUUUCAGCGUGAUUCAUUUUUCAAUAAUACUUAUAAGAUGCUAGAUUCGUUGGGCUGUUUAACACUUCAUAAUUUCGAUCAACUGCAAUAUCGCCAUUUCCGUAUGAUUGGAUACGACGUGAAUGAUGAAAUAGAGCUGCCACGAUUUCGUAACGAGCAAAUAUUCGCCAAUAUAAUCGCAAUGAAUAUCGAUGAUGAAGAUGAUGGUAGCAUUGGUUGCGAUAAGCUUCUAGGACAUAACCGAUGUAGUUGA